Messenger RNA from Vigna unguiculata (cowpea), 730 nucleotides. RefSeq names its product transcription/mRNA export factor. Gene Ontology annotation, molecular function: transcription coactivator activity. NCBI's taxonomy places the organism in Eukaryota, Viridiplantae, Streptophyta, Magnoliopsida, Fabales, Fabaceae. The record is from RefSeq and is a predicted model, not a curated record. Gene Ontology annotation, biological process: positive regulation of DNA-templated transcription; mRNA export from nucleus. Gene Ontology annotation, cellular component: nuclear pore; SAGA complex.
UAUUCUAACCUCAAAGAAAAUCGCCCCUUUAAGGUGGGAAGGGAAAUAAGUUUAGGUGGCAGUGUGGAAGGCGAAGACGAGAUAGGGCAUGGGCGACAGCACCUGAGCAAUUCACCUCUUUCUGCUUCUUCAUCAUCACCAUCAUCGUCAUCUCUUUAAUCAACAAUCGUAUCUGUAACUUCAACUACCCUUUCAUUCAACCAUGAAGCUGAAGGCGUCAGUGAAUCGACCUCCCACACCAGAUGUGAUCGAAAAUGCCCCUGAAAGGGAGCCCACGCUUCAAGAGCUCAUCAAUAUCAAGUUGAUCGAGACCGGAGAGAAGGAGCGUCUCAUGGAGCUUUUGAGGGAAAGGCUUGUUGACUGUGGUUGGAAGGAUGAAAUGAAAGCUCUUUGCAGAGCCGUUGUGAAGAAGAAAGGGAGGAAUAAUGUUACUGUGGAUGAACUUGUACAUGUCAUUACUCCAAAGGGCCGAGCCUCCGUUCCUGAUACCAUAAAGGCUGAGUUGUUGCAGAGGAUUCGCACAUUUCUUGUGUCUGCUGCUCUCUAAUCUAUUCAAGGUGUGGUUGGUGUUAAACCUCACUAAUAUGUUGUAAAGAUUAUGGGUGGAACUAGUAAGAACUGCACACACUUGUACUAGGUUUUUUCUGGAAAGUAUAUGAAUAUGUCUUGUAAAAGCAUGAUUAUUUCACUCCUUGCAAUAUAAAUUUGAAAAAUAAUUUUUUAUCCAAAA